AGGACAAAGAGGAGAGAAUCUGAUCUGCAAGUCUGAGCUCAACUCCUUCCUUGAAACAGAAAAAUACAGAGACUUUGAGAGGAUUUUGUCUCCCUGCACUCUGAAGCAGAUGAUGGAGAAGACAAGCAAGAGUUCUGGGGGGCCAUCUGUAAAUUCAAAAGGAAUAACGAAGAAACCAUUUGAAUGUAUAGAGUGUGGAAAGAGCUUCAGUCGAAGUCAAACCCUUGGAAUACAUCAUCAAACUCACACAGGGGAGAAACCAUUCAGAUGCAUGGAGUGUGGAAAGAGCUUCAGUGAUAGUGGGAAACUUCGACUACCUCAUCAAACUCACACAGGGGAGAAACCAUUUAAAUGUAUAGAGUGUGGAAAGAGCUUCAGUGAUAGUGGGAAACUUCGACUACAUCAACGGACUCACACAGGUGAGAAACCAUUUGAAUGUAUAGAGUGUGGAAAGAGCUUCAGUCAAACGGGACACUUAAGACAACAUCAGCGAACUCACACAGGGGAGAAACCAUUUAAAUGUAUAGAGUGUGGAAAGAGCUUCGCUCUUAGUGAGAAACUUCGACUACAUCAACGGACUCACACAGGUGAGAAACCAUUUGAAUGUAUAGAGUGUGGAAAGAGCUUCAGUCAAAGGGGAAACCUUAGAAUACAUCAGCGAACUCACACAGGUGAGAAACCAUUCAGAUGCAUGGAGUGUGGAAAGAGCUUCAGUGAUAGUGGGAAACUUCGACUACAUCAUCGAACUCACACAGGGGAGAAACCAUUUAAAUGUAUAGAGUGUGGAAAGAGCUUCUCUAAUAGUGGGAAACUUCGACGACAUCAUCUAACUCACACAGGGGAGAAACCAUUUAAAUGUAUAGAGUGUGGAAAGAGCUUCAGUCAAAGUGGACACUAUAGACUACAUCAACGAAUUCACACAGGGGAAAAACCAUUUAAAUGUAUAGAGUGUGGAAAGAGCUUCAGUCAAAGUGGACACUAUAGACUACAUCAACGAACUCACACAGUGGAGAAAGCAUUUAAAUGUAUAGAGUGUGGAAAGAGCUUCAGUCAAAGUGAGAAACUUCAACAACAUCAUCGAACUCAUACAGGGGAGAAACCAUUUAAAUGUAUAGAGUGUGGGAAAAGUUUCAAUAAAAGUGGACACUAUAGAGAACAUCAGCGAACUCACACAGGGGAAAAACCAUUCAAAUGUAUAGAGUGUGGAAAGAGCUUCAGUCGAAGUGGACACUAUAGACAACAUCAACGAACUCACACAGGGGAAAAACCAUUUAAAUGUAUAGAGUGUGGAAAGAGCUUCAGUCAAAGUGAAACCCUUAGAAAACAUCAGCGAACUCACACAGGGGAGAAACCAUUUAAUUGUAUGCAGUGUGGGAAAACCUUCAGUCAAAGGGAACACUUAAGAGAACAUCAACGAACUCACACAGGGGAACAACCAUUUGAAUGUAUAGAGUGUGGAAAGAGCUUCAGUCAAAGUGGACACUGUAAACGACAGCAACGAACACACAUGGGAAAAACCAUUUGAAUGUAUAGAGUGUGGAAGGAGCUUCAGUUGAAGUGAAAACUCUUUGCUAUUUGCUGUUUAGUAGCGUUGCAGAGAGCUUGCUGGGGAGACCAUACAUUAAAAAGGGACUCAAAAAUAACUUAAACAAGGUUUUAAUAACAAAAACAAAAACUCCUUAUACACUAAAUACAUCAACAACAAACCAGACCCAACCACCAACCCAUCCCCCAGGGUAAUGAGGGAGCUAGUUGCUGCUCAUUAUAUACUAUGCCCAAAUGCUGACACAGCUUGAUUAACACACCUCAGCAGCACCUGCUAUGUUUCACAGCUGUAAGACUGGGUCUCGUUAUUUGCCCUGGCCCUGGCCCUUAAAGACAUACACAACUUGUGAAACAAUAAUGAACCUUCACAUUUUAAAGUGACCAUUCAACAUUUCUCCUGCGGUUCAUUAUUGUGGAACAAAAACAUAAAGCAUAUUUUGUACAUGUCUUUCAUGUGUAACCUUUGGAAGAGCUUUAGUAAAAAUGUCUGCAAUUUGAUUGUCACCUGGAACAUACUGAAAUACAAUCAUUUCAUCAGCAAUUAGUUUCUUUACAAACUGUAAACGUAACCUUAAGACUCUAGUGUGCUGCGUAUUGGUCUCUGAACACAGGAUAGCGAGUCCACUCUGGGAAUCAAGGUAAACUUUUACUGGUAGUGUUACUUGCAUCUGUAGGUCGGCAAAUACUUGCAGAUACCAUUCUAUAUCACGAGUGGCUUGAACGCAUGCACAUAAUUCAUUCUCUGUUGUGGAGAGACAAAUAAUGGUUUGUGUCUGGGACCUCCAUUCAAAUGGACAACCAUUAUAACAAAACACCAUACCAGACACACCCCUGCAAUUAUUUUGUGCCACUGCAUGAGAUGCAUCGCAGAAAAUUUCAAAACCUUUGUCAAUACUUGUAAACUGCAACCUAUAAUGUUUGGUAUGUUUAAGGUACAUUACCACUCUCUUAAGAGCAGAGAAACAUUCCGUUGUGGGCUUUUCCACAAAUUUUGCCAGAAAGUGAAAAGCAUAAGUUAUAUCUGGUCUUGAGAUUCUUUGAAUGAAAUUUAGCUUGUCUAUAGCUGAGCAAUACAAAGUUUUGUUAGGAAAUGACUUAUCUUCACCUGUAAAGGUGAAACCACACACCAUAGGUGUUUCCUUCCCAUUUGCAUUUUCUAAACAUAGCAUUUCAACAAGAUCAUCAAUUUUUGCAGUUUGAUGAACCAAGAAAGAUCCAUUUUUGCCCUUCUCAAUUUGCAUGGAUAAGUAAUUUUUAGCUAUGCCUAAUUCCACCACUUAAGCCAGACAUCCUGGAGACCCUGAGCCAGACAUCCUGUAGAGUGAAGUCAAAUGGGCCUUAGAAAGCACUGCAAAUAACAAGGCCAAUGGAAGUGAUGCUAUUCCAGCUGAACUAUUUAAAAUUUUAAAAGAUGAUGCUGUUAAGGUGCUACACUCAAUAUGCCAGCAAGUUUGGAAAACUCAGCAGUGGCCAGAGGAUUGGAGAACACUCUACAUCCCAAUCCCAAAGAAUGCUCCAACUACCACACAAUUGCACUCAUUUCACAUGCGAGCGAGGUUAUGCUUAAAAUUCUACAAUGCAGGCUUAAGCAGUAUGUGGACCGAGAACUCCCAGAAGUGCAAGCUGGAUUUAGAAGAGGCAGAGGAACCAGAAACCAAAUUGCAAACAUGCGCUGGAUUAUGGAGAAAGCUAGAGAGUUCCAGAAAGACAUCUAAUUCUGCUUCAUUGAAUAUGCAAAAGCUUUUGUUUUUUUAUUUCUUUUUAUUGAAUUUCACUUAAAUAACCAAAAGAAAAAACAAAACAACAGUUACAGAAAAAAGAAAGGAAAAAAAAGAAAAAAUAUCCAUAUAUAACACAAAAAUAGCAUCAAUUUCCGUUACAGUUCCUUGUCUUACUCCUUGAAUCUUUAUAUCUUUAGAUAUUUAGAUCUUUCCUCUACACACAUAUUGACCUCCUUCCCUCCCGAUUUUGGGCUUCUUGAUAAAAAUUCUUUCUUUUUUCUGCAGCUAAGAGUUGUUAAUGGUUUGCGCAUCAUAAGAUUUAUAUCAGACCUGCUGUAGUUUUUAAGUUUCUAUAGUUUCCUUCAAUAUAUACCAUAAAUUUAUUCCAAUCGCUAAUAAACUUUGUAUUUUUUUGGUUUCUAA
Molecule: messenger RNA, 3689 nt
Organism: Podarcis raffonei (Aeolian wall lizard)
Lineage: Eukaryota; Metazoa; Chordata; Lepidosauria; Squamata; Lacertidae
Product: zinc finger protein 135-like
Exons: 3
Coding region: 110-1525 (471 amino acids)
Biological process (GO): negative regulation of transcription by RNA polymerase II; regulation of immune system process; regulation of cytokine production
Source: RefSeq, a predicted model, not a curated record